Messenger RNA from Theileria equi strain WA, 1047 nucleotides. RefSeq lists its product as hypothetical. The coding region runs from base 1 to 1047 and encodes 348 amino acids. Lineage: Eukaryota; Apicomplexa; Aconoidasida; Piroplasmida; Theileriidae. The transcript has a single exon. The record is from RefSeq and is a predicted model, not a curated record.
AUGACAGCUGGGAGGAAGGCCUCGGUUUACAUAUUCAAAUUUCCCGGAGGUAAAGACGUUAAACAUGAUGGUGGAAAUAAAUAUCACUAUUGUGACAAAGAAAAUGAUGGUGAAAGAGUGGAUAUAACCCUGGAAACGGAUCCUGUAAAGUUCCCGGGGUAUAACAAACUGGUUCACAAGCCCUUUACUUCAGGGGUAAAGAUUCAGAGUAUCAAGUAUUAUGAGGAAGCCUCAGGUGACUUUAAUUAUUCCUUGGAUAAAUGUACUAGCGUCUCUGUCUAUUACUGGGAAAGGGAUGAUGGUUAUGAGAAACUGUUACUCCUGGAGGUAGAAACUACUGACAAUGGAAAGAAAUACUACGUCAUGGGAAAGACAACUGAGUGGAAAGAUACCAAUAUACAACAUGAUGACCUCUUUACAUUGCUUGAAAGAGAAAACUGUACUAUGAACAAAGCCCAUCACAUCAAUAUUUCCAAGAAAGACGGACAACCUUAUGAUUGUCAUUCAUGUGAUCACCAAAUAAGAGCUAGCUCUUUUAAUUUCAAGGGUGAAUAUAGAAAAGUUACCCACGAACCUAAUGAUGGGUAUGUUGGAAGGAUAACGGAUGGUGAAGGGAAUAUUAACGAAAUAGAUCUACCUGCGGAUGUUACGACUGUUGAAGUUUACUGGUACCCAAAUCUAUCAGAAGGACCGAUUCUCAUUGAGGUAAAGGGAGUUUUGGAAAAGGGUGAUACUUCUAUAAGACUGUCAGAGUGGUACAGACUUUCUACAAAUGGUAAAACCUGGAGAACAACGGACCCACCUAGAGGCCGUUUGGAGGGCAGUGAUCCGGUUUUAGCGCUCCUACAUCAAAUUGACAGGGAGCUUAACCCUCACUUUUAUCUCAGUAGCACUGGAAAGUAUUACAAACCGAAUGUAUCCCAUGUAAUCAUAUCCACUGGAGUUGUCGUUGGGACUUUAAUUGUGGUCUGCUACCUCCUGUUUUCAGGCUGGAAGCUGAACAAGAUGUCAAUGAGUUAUCUCAUAAAUCAGAGCCUUUCAUUAUAA